GCUCACGGCUUCUUUCGCGAUGCUCUUUUGAUGGUCACUUGCGCCUUUGUUCCCAUCAUGUAGCGAUGGACACCGGUCGUACUUAGCUGGAUGCAAGAUCAAACCGCAGCUUGCUAUGCCAUGCAUUUUCGUCAGCUAUUUCUCAGCAUUGAGGCCAAGAUGCCCAUGUGCGACUUCAGUCGGUUCGCAAAUGUCGUGGACUUCAGUGAUUCUCAGAGAUGUGGCUUUCUCGAUGCGUUCGCUCAACACAUGUAUAACAGGCAACGCAGUCCAGAAUAUCCUGGGGUCAGACAGGAAUUGGCUCAUUGGCGUUCUCAAGGGGAAUCCAUAUUGAAGGGCUGCUCGUUUCACUGGCAGAAGGGCAUCACAAAGGAGGCUGGAAAGCUGCCAUUAGACUCGCGUGCCGCGUUCCAAAGCUUGGUACGUCAAUUGGGAACUUGCUCCAGCAACGAGGAUUUCCAGACGAUUAAAUGUGCUCUUGAAAGCCAGUUUCCAACCUCCAAGCAUUACAUCAGCUGGUGGACGAAACCCUCAACAGCUGGCAUGAUAUUCGAGUCUCAAAAGUCGCCAGAAAGCGCAUAUCAGCACCAAACCUUGCCCGAAACGAGUAAUGGAGUGGAAUCAAUGCAUGCACGCAUAUACCAUGCUGCUGGCAUUACCUCUUCUGACAAGAAAAUGGAUACUAUAAAAGGCCUAGAAGCUCUGGCGUUGUACGCCAAUAUGGUCGCUAAGGAGCGCCAAAACUGGUUGCAACCACAUGGCACAUGCCGACAGCCGCUACAGCACUGAGUUGGUGCUUGACUUGCGUGGUCUGUCUGCCUCUUCUUCGCAUACUGACUGCUCGUCGGUCGGUACUGCAAGUCGUGAGUCUACAAUCCAGCGACAUGACGCCAAGAAACUGCAAGUCGCUAUACGUGAUGACGCCCAUCAACCUAUG
Molecule: messenger RNA, 937 nt
Organism: Protomyces lactucae-debilis
Lineage: Eukaryota; Fungi; Ascomycota; Taphrinomycetes; Taphrinales; Protomycetaceae
Exons: 1
Coding region: 91-789 (232 amino acids)
Source: RefSeq, a predicted model, not a curated record